UUUGAUCUGAAUUCUAAAGGGCGUUGUUCAGAGUCCCACAAAGGUCCCAUUGUGCAGACACUGGGUAUAAAGCAGCAUAUGACUCCUCAGCACCGGGCGGUGAUGAAUUGGAACGCAGGCUCGGACUCAGGGGCCACUCCCCCUACACAGACAUGAGACCAUAGGGGACCUGUCUGGGUGGCCUCAGGAAUAGGUGCUCCCCAAGGUGUGAAUGAAGCAGGAUGAAUUGGACAGGUUUGUACACCUUGCUCAGUGGUGUGAACCGGCAUUCUACCGCCAUUGGCCGAGUAUGGCUGUCAGUCAUCUUCAUCUUCAGAAUCAUGGUGCUGGUGGUAGCUGCAGAGAGCGUGUGGGGUGAUGAGAAGUCUUCUUUCAUCUGCAACACCCUCCAGCCCGGCUGCAACAGUGUCUGCUACGACCACUUUUUUCCUAUUUCCCACGUGCGUCUGUGGUCCCUGCAGCUCAUCUUAGUUUCUACCCCAGCUCUCCUUGUAGCGAUGCAUGUGGCUCACCAGCAGCACAUAGAAAAGAAAAUGCUACGGCUUGAGGGCCAUGGGGACCCCCUACACCUGGAGGAAGUGAAGAGGCACAAGGUGCACAUCUCAGGAACACUGUGGUGGACCUAUGUCAUCAGCGUGGUGUUUAGGCUCCUAUUCGAGGCUAUCUUCUUGUAUGUCUUCUACCUGCUCUACCCUGGCUAUGCCAUGGUGCGGCUGGUCAAGUGUGAGGCCUACCCCUGUCCCAACACAGUGGACUGCUUUGUGUCCCGCCCCACCGAGAAAACCGUCUUCACCGUCUUUAUGCUGGCUGCCUCGGGCAUCUGCAUCAUCCUCAAUGUGGCCGAGGUGGUGUACCUCAUCAUCCGGGCAUGUGCCCGCCGUGCACAACGCCGCUCCAAUCCACCUUCCCGCAAGGGCUCGGGCUUUGGCCACCGCCUCUCACCUGAAUACAAGCAGAAUGAGAUUAACAAGCUGCUGAGUGAGCAAGACGGCUCCCUGAAAGACAUACUGCGCCGCAGCCCUGGCACCGGGGCCGGGCUGGCUGAGAAGAGCGACCGCUGCUCAGCCUGCUGAUGCCACAGACCAGGCAACCUCCCGACCCAUGCCCCCACCCUGCCUUGGGCCUGCCCUUCCUUCUCCCUGCUGGUGCACGGGCCUAGGCCUGCUAGAAAUUACCCUAUCAGAAUCUUCCUGUCCUCCCUACUUCCCUUCCUCUCUGGGCCUUCUGUCCGAGGAGCUGGAGGGGUGGGGAGCUGGAGGCCACCUCGAUGCCACUGCUUAAGGUUACUGGGGGUAUGGGCAGCUCUUAUUGCCUGUACCCCUUCCUCUUCCCUCUCCCUCUCCCUGGGACCACUGGGGACAAGAGAUGGGAUGCUCUGACAGAGUCUCCAAUGAUGAAACUAAUUUUAACCCCAUGCUGUCAGAUACCCUAUUUCUAGAGUCACAUCAGUGGGAAGGGAUGUGGGCAAGUGGAGUGGAAGAGAGCUGCUGUGGACGUGGAUGUGUGGGUGGAGAAGGGAGGGUAGGAAGCACAAGGAAAAGGAAGAUACUUCUGGGGUGAGGGAAUUAGGGAGGGAGGAGCAGGCAGACGAGCUGGGGUUGGUCAAAGCUGCCCCUGUCUCCAGUCCCCAAGGGCUCUCUCUGCCUGAAAUGUUACACAUUAAACAGGAUUUUACAGUAAAUGAA
This is a messenger RNA of Heterocephalus glaber (naked mole-rat), 1685 nucleotides long. It is a transcript of the gene Gjb1, whose product is annotated as gap junction protein beta 1. Gene Ontology annotation, cellular component: connexin complex. NCBI's taxonomy places the organism in Eukaryota, Metazoa, Chordata, Mammalia, Rodentia, Bathyergidae. Gene Ontology annotation, biological process: cell-cell signaling. Gene Ontology annotation, molecular function: gap junction channel activity. The record is from RefSeq and is a predicted model, not a curated record.